Messenger RNA from Monopterus albus (swamp eel), 4278 nucleotides. RefSeq names its product amyloid beta (A4) precursor-like protein 2 (gene aplp2). The transcript is spliced from 18 exons. Gene Ontology annotation, biological process: central nervous system development; axonogenesis. The record is from RefSeq and is a predicted model, not a curated record. Gene Ontology annotation, molecular function: serine-type endopeptidase inhibitor activity; transition metal ion binding; heparin binding. Lineage: Eukaryota; Metazoa; Chordata; Actinopteri; Synbranchiformes; Synbranchidae. Gene Ontology annotation, cellular component: membrane. The coding region runs from base 259 to 2565 and encodes 768 amino acids.
GGAGGAGGCAGCAGAGGCAGAGCCGCCGCGCCACAGACACGGUUCACAUUUCCAGAGGAGACCGACUCUCGUCCCCCCCCACCUCCCACGUUUUCUGAGGAGCUUGGGUAACAAAACAAGCGGAGCAGGACUCUCCGGGAUAGAUUAUCAGAUUAUUCCAAGGACUUGGUUUACUCUUUGUUAUUCCGGACGUCACCUUACACACAGAGCUGCCAGGGCUGAAGUUAUUUACAGCAGCAUAACCGGAGAUUUUAGAAGAUGGGUUCAGUCCCAGCGUUAUCGGUCCUUAUUUUGGGCAUCGUGGUUCCAGCGCUGUCCGGGUAUAUUGAGGCACUAGCAGCCAAUGCAGGCACAGGGUUUGCUGUGGCCGAGCCACAGGUGGCGAUGUUCUGUGGGAAGCUCAACAUGCAUGUUAACAUUCAGACCGGCCGCUGGGAACCCGAUCCAUCCGGAACCAAAAGCUGCAUAGGAACCAAAGACGGUGUGCUGCAGUACUGCCAGGAGAUGUAUCCCGAGCUCCAAAUCACAAAUGUUGUGGAAGCCAACCAGCCGAUUCGUAUUGAGAACUGGUGCAAGAAGGAGAAGAAAGUGUGUAAAGGGCACGCCCACAUUGUGGUGCCUUACAAAUGCUUAGUGGGCGAGUUCGUGAGUGAUGUGCUUCUGGUUCCAAAGAACUGCAAGUUCUUCCACAAGGAGCGUAUGGACAUGUGUGUCAGCCAUCAGCAGUGGCACGGUGUGGCCAAAGAGGCCUGUGCCAAGAGUUCCAUGGUGCUGCAAAACUAUGGCAUGUUGCUGCCCUGUGGCAUUGACAAGUUCCACGGCACAGAGUUCGUGUGCUGCCCCUCCUCUCACACCGGGGAGUCUGCCCCGCCUUCCCUGCCUUCCCAGGAGGAUGAGGAUGAUGAAGAGGAAGAGGUAGAGGAUGAGGAGACUGAUGAGACCGACCUGGACGAGGAGGACGCUGCAGAGGACAGUGCAACACCAGCUGACGAACAGCCCACACAGAAGGUGGAGCCAGUGGAUGAGGACGAAGAGGAGGAGGAAGAUGAGGAAGAUUACCAUUAUGUCUAUGAGGAUGAGGAAGCAGAUAGGGAGGAUGAGGAUGAGAAGAAAGAGAGUGGGAAAAUGGCACAGAGCCCAGAUGAGGAUAAAAAUCUGCAGGAAGUGAAAGCGGUGUGCACCCUAGAGGCUGAGACCGGCCCCUGUCGUGCCUCCAUGCCCCGUUGGCACUUCGACAUGAGCCAGAAGAAGUGUGUGCGCUUCAUAUAUGGGGGCUGCGCUGGCAACCGCAACAAUUUCGAUUCAGAGGAGUACUGCAUGGCUGUGUGCAAGCGCCUGACCAUUCCCCCGACUCCUCAACCCACCGAUGAUGUGGACAUCUACUUUGAGACCCCGGCUGAUGACAAGGAGCACAGCCGCUUCCAGAAGGCUAAAGAGCAGCUGGAGAUCAGGCACCGCAACCGCAUGGAGAGGGUAAGAAAGGAAUGGGAAGAGGCUGAUCGCCAGGCUAAAAACCUGCCCAAGGCUGAGAGGCAGACUCUGAUCCAGCACUUCCAAGCGAUGGUGGAAUCCCUAGAAGAGGAGGCAGCCAGUGAGAAGCAGCAGCUGGUGGAGACUCACCUCGCCCGGGUGGAAGCCAUGCUGAAUGACCGGCGCCGUCUGGCCCUGGAGAACUACCUGGCUGCCCUGCAGGCUGACCCUCCCAAGCCCCACCGCAUCCUGCAAGCCCUGAGGCGCUACGUCCGUGCUGAGAACAAGGACCGCCAGCACACCAUCCGCCACUACCAGCACGUCCUGGCUGUGGAUCCUGAAAAGGCUGCUCAGAUGAAGUCACAGGUGAUGACCCACCUGCGUGUGAUUGAAGAGAGGAUGAACCAGAGUCUGUCUCUGCUCUACAAAGUACCUUAUGUGGCUGAGGAGAUUCAGGAUGAAAUUGAUGAGCUACUCCAGGAGCAGAAAGCUGACAUGGACCAGUUCCUGUCGUCUAUCUCGGAGUCCCAGCCAGAUGUCACCGUGUCAUCAGAGGAGAGCGUGGAAGUCCCCGUGUCUGAGGGCAAGCCUUACCGGCCCUUCCAGGUCACAUCCCUGGGGUCCCAUGCAGAGCCAGAGGGCGAUCUUUCAGACUCCCCACGUGCCUUCAAGAAAGGCUCUGCCAUGGCUGGUCUAGACGGUCUGAUAGGUGCUGAGGAGAGAAUCAUCAACAGCAAACCUAAGAUCAGCGACAACGUGGUGAUUGAUGAGUCUCUGGAUGUUAAAGAAGUGGUUUACAGUGCAGAGAGAGUCAGCGUUAUGCAUGAUGAUGAGCUGGAGUCCUACCGGCCCCUGGGAGAGGACUUCAGCUUCGGGAGCAGCGCACUGAUUGGCUUGCUUGUGAUUGCAGUGGCCAUAGCAACCGUGAUUGUGAUCAGUCUGGUGCUUUUAAGGAAGAGGCAAUAUGGCACCAUCAGUCAUGGAAUUGUGGAGGUUGACCCCAUGCUGACACCAGAGGAACGCCACCUCAACAAGAUGCAGAACCAUGGCUACGAGAACCCCACCUACAAAUACCUGGAGCAGAUGCAGAUUUAACCGGAGCUUAAAGGAGCACUGAGGAGUCUGACAGAGGACGGCAACUGAGGGGGAACAUACUACUGACCAAUAACACAUGAUGCUAUUGUUGAAAAUCCUUUGCAUACAUCCAAAACUCCAUUUACUGGUUUGUUCAAACAAUCCUUAAGUAAUGCUACUACUUCUACUACUGCUCCUGUUGUACUAUAGAGCUCUUUUUGAUCAUGUUUCUUUUGAAAGGGUGAUGUAUCUGCCAUAUAUGGAAAACGUGAUUCUGCAGAUUUCUCUGUAAUUAUCAACACAGGUAUCUCAGAUCAAGAUGUAGAACAUCUCUUCAAACUUUGAAAGUGAUUGGCAAAUCAAGCAAAGUGUAACGUAUUUGAGUAGCCAUCAUCAAACCGGCAUACCAGUCACUACACUUUAGUUUUCCAUCAUGCAAGUGUCAUCCAUGCAGUUUCUGAUGAUCCUGUCAAAACAAACUGGUGUUAAAUUUUUUUUUCUCCUCUCAAUAGAUCGCUUGUAUAUGAAGGUUCUUUGUACCAAUUAAAAUGUAUAGUGAGACAACAAAUGAGAAAAAAUUAAAUCAUGUAAUAUUUUCUUUGUUCUUUGUUAUGAUACCAGACAAAAUAUACAUAUACAGUUUAAAUAUAUAUAAAAGAGUAGAUGUUUUUAUUCCACCUUUUUUUCCAUGCAAGAAGCUCUGAGUCGGUUUAGGGUUCUUAGCUUGGUGCACGCAAGUUGUGGUUACAGGCACGCUAUUAGAAAGUGUCAGGGAAGGUGAAGGUGUGCACAGGCCCCCAGCUCAAAGGGAAACAGUAUAAAUCAAUAGAUUAAAUAAUACCUAUUGACAGGCACAUAGUAUAGAAAUGUAUUGUGGAAGUUUUUUCUUCUGUGCUAUGUACCUGAUGUGUUCCUCUGCAGCUUUUUGAGAUAGUGUCCGAUGACAUGCCACAAGUGUAGAACAGCCUGAUAGAUCAAAACAGGGCUGGGCAGAGGCACAAACAGAAGCUUAGGGCCAAUUGGGCACCAGGGAACCCCCAAAUUAAGUAGUAAUGUGCACAGCAUGGUGGCAUUGCUAUAGCUAAUAAAUGGGACUGACAAACAAUGGGAAAAGUUAUUUCUGAACCUGAAUAUACCAAAUUUGAGGACUGUAGCAAAUACUUUUGGGUCUCUGGGUUUUGGGUACCCAGGAUAGUUUGUGCCGGCCCUGGAUCAAAAUCACUUGAAGAGAACCUGGAGCUGGAUGACUGUGCAGGGAGACAGAGACACCAGACAGACAAGGCUCGGAGAGGUGGUUUCUGGGGGAGGGGAUAAAAGCGAGCUUGUGUGUUUUUACAGGCAGAGAAUGACACAAACAAGCAAAUUGAAUCCUAGAUUCCUCUUUUCUCUCUCUCUCUUAGUAUUGUGUUUGUAUGCCUGUAUAGUUGAUGUUGCAAUCAUGGCUUUUUUGCAGAGGAUUACCUGUGGUGUGCAUUGUUCUUAUAUGAAAUGAUAUGAUAUAUAUUUUUAAGUUUGUUUUCUAUUUUUUCUCUUCCUGUGACAGUAUCUCUGUAUGUGACUGUCUCACUAUGCACCCAAACGGCUUCAGUUGUGUAACGGCCUGCUUGAUUGUGGGAGGAGACUGGGAACUAAUAUAAUAUGCAUAUUAGAGAUUUUUAAAAACUGAUCGACAUUAGCAGAAACAGACUGAUGGUUACAGUGAGGGUACACAUCAAUAAAAUCACAACUUCCAUA